Messenger RNA from Megalobrama amblycephala (Wuchang bream), 2983 nucleotides. Its product is annotated as solute carrier family 2, facilitated glucose transporter member 4-like. Gene Ontology annotation, cellular component: membrane. Gene Ontology annotation, molecular function: hexose transmembrane transporter activity. NCBI's taxonomy places the organism in Eukaryota, Metazoa, Chordata, Actinopteri, Cypriniformes, Xenocyprididae. The coding region runs from base 274 to 1791 and encodes 505 amino acids. The transcript has 11 exons. The record is from RefSeq and is a predicted model, not a curated record. Gene Ontology annotation, biological process: monosaccharide transmembrane transport.
CCCUCCUGCCUAAACUUCUAAAAACAUGCGGGUGGAGAGUUUGUGAGCAUGUGUCCCCGUGCCCUCUUCUUCAAACCUCACAGAGGAAAUUAUAGACGCACAAGCCUUGAUCCAUAUUCCGGACUCUUUGUUUGUUUAGUUCUCGUCUUUGUGUGUGUGUGUGUGUACGUUUAAAAGGACAAAUUAAAUUCACAUAUCAGUGCUUUGGAAUAAGACUGCUUGGAGAGGACUGUGAGACAGGACCAAAACUUUGAGUCUCACACACUCAGAGUCAUGCCGGCUGGGUUUCAGCAGUUAGGAGGGGAGAGAAUAACUGGAACCCUCGCACUGUCAGUGUUCACCGCUGUACUGGGUUCCUUACAGUUUGGCUAUAACAUUGGAGUCAUCAACGCUCCACAGAAGAUCAUUGAGCAGGACUAUAACUCAACAUGGACAGAAAGGUACUCAGAACCAAUCCCUCUACAAACACUGACAUCUCUGUGGUCACUCUCUGUGGCCAUCUUCUCUAUUGGGGGCAUGGUCUCCUCCUUCUCUGUGGGAAUCAUCUCAGAGUUUUUUGGCAGGAGGAAAGCAAUGCUUAUCAAUAAUGUCCUUGCAUUUAUUGGUGGAGGCCUGAUGGGGAUGUCCAAAAUCAGCCGGUCAUUUGAAAUGAUGAUUUUAGGUCGCUUUACCAUUGGGGCAUAUUGUGGUUUGGCAUCGGGAUUGGUGCCAAUGUAUGUGGGUGAGAUUGCCCCUACAAGUCUAAGAGGAGCUCUGGGCACCCUGCACCAGCUGGCCAUCGUCACAGGCAUUCUUAUCGCCCAGAUCUUAGGACUCGAAUCUCUGUUGGGCAGUGAGCAGCUGUGGCCGGUGCUGCUGGGUGUUACAGUACUCCCUACAGUCCUGCAGAUGACGCUGUUGCCUUUCUGUCCGGAGAGCCCGCGCUUCCUCUAUAUCAUCCGCUGCCAAGAGCACCAUGCAAAGAGCGCUUUGCGGCGCCUGACUGGCCGUAUGGAGGUCAGUGAAGACUUGGCUGAGAUGAAGGAGGAAAAGAGGAGGAUGGAGAUGGAGAGGAAAGUGUCCAUUGCUGAGCUCUUUCGCUCUCCUCUGUACCGGCAGCCCAUUAUCAUUGCUAUCCUGCUGCAGCUCUCUCAGCAGCUGUCAGGAGUUAAUGCUAUCUUCUAUUAUUCUACUGACAUCUUUAAGAAGGCUGGGGUGGAGAGUCCAGUGUACGCCACCAUAGGUGCUGGAGUUGUCAACUGUGCUUUCACUAUAGUCUCGCUCUUCCUGAUCGAGCGGAUGGGUCGCCGGACACUCCACAUGCUUGGACUUGCUGGAAUGUGUAUCUGUGCCAUCAUCAUGACAAUUGCCCUCACAUUACUGGAGACUGUGCCAUCAAUGAGCUACAUUAGCAUGAUGGCCAUUUUUGGUUUUGUGGCCUUCUUCGAGGUGGGGCCAGGACCUAUCCCUUGGUUCUUUGUGGCUGAACUCUUCUCACAAGGUCCUAGACCAGCAGCCAUGGCGGUAGCUGGCUGCUCCAACUGGACUGCCAACUUCAUCAUUGGCAUGGGCUUCCAGUAUGUUGCUAACCUAUGUGGUCCAUACGUUUUCCUCAUCUUUGCUGCGCUCCUCCUUUUCUUCCUUAUCUUCACAUUCUUCCGAGUUCCUGAGACAAGAGGCAAGACUUUUGACCAGAUCUCAGCCACCUUCCAUGGUCAUCCACAAAACAUGAUGGACAUGGACCUGGGCCUGGAUCAAGGGAAACACAGUACAGAGCUGGACUACCUAGGAUCUGAUGGGACAGAGAACUGAAGCCUGAGAGCGAGAGAGAUUGUGGAUGGGGGCCAGAAUCACCACAACUUACUGUUCUUUGUGGCUUGGAGAGGAAAAUAGGUUGCAUACCAAAAAGACAACAUUACUACUCAGAAGAGACUAUGUGGUCUUUGGAAAUUAAGUAUUAUAAAGAAAGGAUGUUGGACUUUGGGAGAAAGUGCAAUGUUGUUUGAAAAGGAGAUGAGACUUGAGAUUUGGAAUUCUGCACUUUAGCUGCGCAAGGGUUUCCAUACACCACAAAGCCAGCUAUGCUUUUGCAUACAAUUACAGUAGAUCAUAGACUGUUCUUUUCAUUUUAGCAUUCUUUAAGGAUAAUGGACCUUUUUCACAUUUUCAGGGCGGUGAAUGGAAGAUGACAGCAAAUAGAAGUUAUUUCUAUCUGCUCCAAUUGCAUAAGCAACAAAUCUGUGAUAUUGUUUCCACAAGUUUCCAAAAGAGGGAAAAAUAUAAAGAGAUUGAUUACAGCAGUCAGAAGAAAAUAAGAUGUAAAAUUAGCCGCUACUCCUCAGCUGUUAUAUUGAAAAGACCCUCGAAGCAGCACUGAUUCGUCAAACUGCCAACCAAGGUAAUAUAACAUGAAGUAUAGCAUUAUAAAAGUGUAUUCAAUUUUUAAAAAAUUAAAAUAUGAAAAACUUUACUAGAUUUGCAAUGUUGAUAAUUGUGGAAACGCAUCAUUAGUCUGUGAAAAGGGUCCAUGAAACAUUCUAAUACUGAUUGGUAACAAACUGUCAAAUGCUUUCAAAGAAUAAAAUGCUUCCAAAGUUUUUGCACAAAGCUAAAAUUUUACCAGUAGACGUUAAAGCUUAUAUCAUGCACUAUAUAUUUAACACACAUUAGAGAAGCUAGUUAUUUCAAACAAGAACCUUUAAUAUUUUUACAAAUCAGAAUCAAACGUUGUAACAUGCACAUUUUGUAAUUUCAGACAUAUAUAACUUCAUAUGAAUUAUACAGAAAAUAGUUUGUGCUUAUAUAUAUAUAUAUAUAUAUAUAUAUAUAUAUAUAUAUAUAUAUAUAUAUAUAGACAGACAGAGCGCACAUUUCUUAUUCACUAUAUUAGAAAUGUAUUAGAAAUGAGUCCCACUGAGAAAUUAACCCUUGUGCGGUCUUCGGGGUCUUUUGAGACCCCAAACGACGUUUGCUCAAAUAAAAAAAAAUGUUUUCUUUGUUCAAA